AUGAGAGCAGACUCAGAGGAAGAUGAGAGAACAGAGGAAGCCAUGAGAGCAGACUCAGAGGAAGAUGAGAGAACAGAGGAAGCCAUAAGAGCAGACUCAGAGGAAGAUGAGAGAACAGAGGAAGCCAUAAGAGCAGACUCAGAGGAAGAUGAGAGAACAGAGGAAGCCAUAAGAGCAGACUCAGAGGAAGAUGAGAGAACAGAGGAAGCCAUAAGAGCAGACUCAGAGGAAGAUGAGAGAACAGAGGAAGCCAUGAGAGCAGACUCAGAGGAAGAUGAGAGAACAGAGGAAGCCAUGAGAGCAGACUCAGAGGAAGAGGAAGAAGAGACUGUUGUGUCAAAUGAUCCUGGUCAGGAUUCAGCCGCCAGAGGAAAAGAAAACGGUUUCACGAUGAGACAGAGGUAG
Knipowitschia caucasica is the source of this 405-nucleotide messenger RNA. Lineage: Eukaryota; Metazoa; Chordata; Actinopteri; Gobiiformes; Gobiidae. The record is from the annotation of a GenBank genome assembly.